Messenger RNA from Cimex lectularius (bed bug), 972 nucleotides. Its product is annotated as phytanoyl-CoA dioxygenase, peroxisomal-like. The coding region runs from base 261 to 902 and encodes 213 amino acids. Gene Ontology annotation, molecular function: phytanoyl-CoA dioxygenase activity. The transcript has 8 exons. The record is from RefSeq and is a predicted model, not a curated record. Lineage: Eukaryota; Metazoa; Arthropoda; Insecta; Hemiptera; Cimicidae. Gene Ontology annotation, biological process: fatty acid alpha-oxidation.
AGUGUUAAACCUUUAGUUUUGUCGUUUCCUGGUCUAUCGUUUAUCUGUCGGACGCGUUUCGGCAUUCAGUUUCAGUGGUGGAAUCGUUUACCUUCCUCUCCCUGCUUACAUCCUUGAUGCCACGCCAAGUUAUUUAUAGUAAAUGGUUUUGAAUGGAGCUGGUAUCUCUCAGAUCGAAUUGAACUUAGUUUCCGUUUGACACGUCCGGUCGCCGUUCGAACAUUUUCGCAUCACUUUUUCCUCCAGCCUGGGAGAACAAGAUGGACCGAAGCGGUAAAAACUGGGAACCAGAAUUGUUUAGAUGUACGAUGGUUGGUGCUGGCAACUUCACAACAAAAGAAAGGAUGUUCUAUGAAACCAACGGGUACAUUUUAAGAAAGAAACUUAUUCCUCUAGACAUUUUACAAAGAUGCAGAAUUCGUUGCUCGGAUCUUUGCAAAGGAGAAACACAAAAAGGAUGGACGAGAGUAACAAUGGACAGUACCGAAAGUACCUGGUUAUUGAUAGAAGAUGUCCUCUGGGAUCCGGCUUUUUCCCAUCUGGUCUUACACCCUCCGCUCUUAAACGCUGUUGAAAGUAUAACGGGACCAAACAUAAUCGCAACAGACUCAAUUAUGUUUCCUACUAUUGGCCAUGUAUCGGACAUUGCGGCGCCGUUUUCCAGAGAGUUUGACCAAAUCCGAAUCCGGCCGGAACACCGCAUCGCCUGCACUUGGACGGUUGUUGACAACUUUAACGAGGAAAAAAGGUCACUUUCCAUUAUACCAGGGACUCACAAGAAAAUCGCAAAUCCAGAAGAAUAUGGUGAACCUAAAAUUUCAUGGUGCGUUGGUCUGCCUAUCCUUGCUGGGUUGAUCUGUCAAUUCGACAUCAUACAAGAAAAGCAUCAAAGACACCAUUAGCAAAUUCCUUCUGAUCAUAUAUCCAAGAUACAAACAAAUACAAUAACAUGAUGGACAAAUUUUGAAGUGC